UCCAGCCGAGCCUCUCCUGAAGUCGGAGAUGCACACACAUGAGGUCCGCCCGCCUGGGUGGUCUCUCUACUUUAGUGAGCUGUUGCUAAGCAGCUAAUAAUAGUCGUGUUUGCUGAGUAAUUUUUGCCCUUCUGGAACCAAUCAGAUCCAAGAAAGUCCUGCAAUCUGACAGCCCCAGAGGCGGGAUCUGGAGUAUUUUUCCCCGACUCCCCUCCUCCUUCUCUGCCUCCAAAUGGAGAGAGGUCUUUUUCUCCCCUUCUAUUGAAUCUCAGAGUUGGCCGUGACGCGCGGCCCAGGGGAAGACUGCAGAGAUCUCAUCAGAAUGCUGCGACCAUCGAGCCCUCCAAGCCGAAGACUCGUGUAUGGGAAUCCCAUUUGCGCACGCCGCGCUUUCUGAGAGAAACCUUCAGCUUUUCCCAGAGAAUCGGUGAAUGCGGUGAGCGCGCUGGAGACCUCCGGAUCACGCAAUGUUGGGAUGGAAGGCGCAGACUUUGACUCGCCGUCUCCAACUGGAGUAUGAAGUCCUCCUUCACGGGUGUGAGAGUGAAUCUCCGUUGCCUUGGGAAAUCGCUACACGCUUUCGGGGAUCUACUAUAAAGUGGGAAACGGUAACCACCGCGCAGUCCCCGCAACAUGGCCUCGGCUGCUAAUGCGCCCUCCGAACAGGAAAACAGAGACCCUGAUCGGCCGAGGAUAACGCGGAGGAACAGGGGGGACUCUACCCGCAACACACCGCUGGAUUUGGAGUAUUUACAGCGACCGAGUUACUGCGAUGCGGGCUUUGCGCUGGAGCAGAUCUCAGAGGGGAAGGCGACUGGGAGGAAGGCACCUCUGUGGCUCAGAGCGAAGUUCCAGAGACUUUUAUUCAGGCUGGGCUGUUACAUACAAAAGAACUGCGGAAAGUUUUUGGUUGUGGGGCUCAUGAUUUUUGGAGCCUUUGCUGUGGGCUUAAAAGCAGCAAAUUUGGAAACGGAUGUGGAGAAACUUUGGGUGGAAGUUGGCGGGCGAGUAAACCAAGAACUGAAUUACACACGGCAGAAAAUGGGCGAGGAGGCCAUGUUUAACCCCCAGCUGAUGAUCCAGACGCCACGCGAAGAGGGAGCCAACGUUCUGACAGUGGAGGCCCUCCUGCAGCACCUGGAGUCAGCUAUGCGAGCCAGUAGAGUUCAUGUUUACCUUUAUAACAGACAAUGGAACUUGGAACAUUUAUGUUACAAAUCAGGAGAAUUAAUCACAGAAAAUAUUAUUGUGGAUCAGAUGAUCGAAAAGCUUCAUCCCUGCCUCAUCAUUACCCCUUUGGACUGUUUCUGGGAAGGAGCUAAGCUCCAGUCUGGAAUGUUCUAUCUCCCAGGUAGGGGCUAUUUACAGUGGACCAACUUUGACCCUAAGCAGUUUCUUGCGGAGUCAAAUUUUCCCGUGGAAAGCUUUGAGAGCAUGCUGGAAAAGGCAGACAUUGGACAUGGCUACAUGGAUAGACCCUGUCUGAACCCCGCUGAUCCCGAUUGCCCCCUCACUGCACCCAAUAGGAACUCAACAAAGCCUUUCAAUGUGGCGCGGGCCCUGAGCGGCGGCUGCCACGGUCUGUCCAGAAAGUACAUGCACUGGCAGGAGGAACUGAUUGUAGGAGGGACCACCAAGAACGGCAGCGGACCCCUGCUCAGCGCUCAGGCCUUGCAGACCAUGUUCCAGCUGAUGACUCCCAAGCAAAUGUUUGAGCACUUUCGGGGCUACGAGGAGGUGGCCCACAUCAACUGGAACGAAGAAAAGGCUUCUGCUAUACUGGAAGCCUGGCAGAGAAGAUACUCCGAGGCAGUGCUGCAGAGUGUGGCAGCAAACUCGUCUCAGAGGGUCUUGUCUUUCACCACCACCACUCUGGAAGAUAUCCUCAAGUCUUUUUCUGAAAUCAGCGUUAUCCGUGUUGCCAGUGGAUACCUGCUGAUGCUUGCUUAUGCGUGUCUGACCAUGCUGCGGUGGGACUGUGCCAAGUCUCAGGGUGCCGUGGGGCUGGCGGGGGUCCUGCUGGUGACGCUGUCUGUGGCAGCUGGUCUGGGGCUCUGCUCCCUCCUGGGGAUCUCCUUCAAUGCAGCUACCACGCAGGUUCUCCCCUUCUUGGCUCUGGGAGUUGGAGUGGAUGAUGUCUUUCUUCUGGCUCAUGCCUUCAGUGAGACUGGACAGAACAAGAGGAUCCCAUUCGAGGACCGCACCGGAGAGUGUCUAAAGAGGACGGGGGCCAGCGUGGCUCUCACCUCCAUCAGUAACGUCACAGCUUUCUUCAUGGCCGCCCUCAUCCCUAUCCCGGCACUCAGAGCCUUUUCUCUACAGGCUGCUGUGGUGGUGGUCUUCAACUUCGCCAUGGUGCUGCUCAUCUUUCCUGCCAUCCUGAGCAUGGAUCUCUACCGCAGAGAAGACAGACGCUGUGAUAUUUUCUGCUGCUUCUACAGCCCAUGUGCCAACCGUGUGAUUCAGAUUGAGCCUCAGGCGUACCUGGAUGGGCCAGAGGCAAACCGCUACAGCCCUCCGCCAUCAUAUCACAGCCCUCCUCCCUCGUAUCACACACCUCCCCCAGGCUACAGCAGCCCCCCUCCGUCCUACAGCAGUCACAGCUUUGCUCAUCAGACCCAAAUCACCAUGCAGUCCACAGUGCAGCUCAGGACCGAGUACGAUCCACGCACCCAAGCCUUCUACACCACCGCGGAGCCCCGGUCCCAGAUCUCAGUUCAGCCCAUGAACCCGCCCCCUACCAGGGUCAACAGUGAUUACCGCAAUAACAACAACAACAACACCGGCAGCAGCGGCGGCAGCCUCAACAGCGGAAGCCGGGGCAACGGCGGAUCUCGAGGCCCCGCCACGUUCCCCCAACACUUUUCGGCACCUUGUGCCGCGAUGCCGGCUUCGGCCUGCCCCGCUCCCCAGGGCGAUACCGCCUCAUCGGUCGGACACAUUCCUGAGAGCAACAGUUCCACACGGGAUCUUCUGUCCCAGACCGGAGAGGCCUCUUUUGGCCUGCACUGCUGGGAGUCGCCCUGCUCUCGCUGGACGCUGGCCUCAUUCGCCGAGAAGCACUACGCUCCAUUCCUUCUACAGCCCACCACCAAGGUGGUUGUGAUCGUGGUGUUCCUCUGCCUGCUUGGCGUCAGUUUGUACGGGACCACCCAAGUGAGGGACGGCCUGGAGCUGACGGACAUCGUACCGAGGGAGACCAGCGAGUACGACUUCAUCGGCGCCCAGUUCAAGUUCUUCUCCUUCUACAACAUGUACGUGGUGACGCAGCGAGCCGAUUACGCCAAGAACCAGCAGCUCCUGCACCAGCUUCACCAGAGGUUUCAUACUGUUCGCUACGUGCUGAAAGAGGACAACGGCCAGCUGCCGCGCAUGUGGCUGCACUUCUUCAGGGAUUGGCUGCAAGGACUCCAGGAGGCUUUUGACAAGGACUGGGAGGCCGGUCGCAUCACCCACAGUAGCUACAAGAACGGUUCUGAUGACGGCAUCCUGGCGUACAAGCUAUUGGUGCAAACGGGACGCCGAGACAAACCCAUUAACUUUAAUCAGCUUACCCGUCAUAGGCUUGUGGAUGCAGAUGGGAUUAUCAACCCUGGAGCCUUUUAUAUCUACCUUACUGCCUGGGUCAGCAAUGAUCCUGUGGCAUACGCUGCCUCGCAGGCCAACAUCCGUCCACACCCUCCUGAGUGGCUCCACGACCAUACAGACUCCAUGCCCGAGACACGCCUCAGCAUUCCUGCUGCUGAGCCUAUUGAAUACGCACAGUUCCCCUUCUACCUCAACGGGCUCAGGGAGACGCCACAGUUUGUGGAGGCCAUUGAGAGCGUCCGGGCCAUCUGCAGCAACUACAGCAGACAAGGCCUGCCCUCCUACCCCAACGGCUACCCUUUCCUGUUUUGGGAGCAGUAUGUUAGUCUGCGUCACUGGCUUCUCCUGUCCAUCAGUGUUGUGCUCGCCUGCACCUUUCUGGUCUGUGCCCUUUUCCUGCUCAACCCAUGGACGGCUGGGAUUAUUGUGUUGGUGCUCUCUCUCAUGACGGUGGAGCUCUUUGGCUUCAUGGGGUUGAUGGGAAUCAAGCUGAGUGCGGUUCCUGUUGUCAUUCUCAUCGCCUCUGUGGGCAUCGGAGUGGAGUUCACGGUCCACGUGGCUCUGGCGUUCCUGACAGCCAUUGGGGAUCGUCACAAGCGGGCAGUUCUGGCGUUGGAGCACAUGUUUGCUCCAGUGCUGGAUGGAGCUUUUUCCACUUUGCUAGGUGUCCUAAUGCUCGCAGGGUCUGAGUUUGACUUUAUUGUCAGGUAUUUCUUUGCAGUGUUAGCCAUUCUAACAGUUCUGGGAGUACUGAAUGGAUUGGUCCUUCUUCCAGUAUUAUUGUCGUACUAUGGACCCUAUCCAGAGGUAUCACCAGCAGAUGGCCGCAGUCGGUUGCCUACUCCCUCUCCGGAAGCCCCUCCUCACAUGGUCCACUUCUCAGUCCGUCCUAAUCGCGCAACUGCGGCCACCACCUCUUCAGGUGCAGCUUCAGACUCAUCAGACUCGGAGUACAGCUCCAACACCACAGCCUCUGGGGUCAGCCAGGAGAUGCAGAAUUACAACCUCCCCUCCCGAAGAGGACAGAGCCGGCCCGUGGAGCAGCAGUACCACAUCCGGACCAGCAGGGGCAGAGCAGCCAGGACCGAGGAGGAAAGAAGAUCAGGAUCAGGACAUAGGCGAUCGACCAGAGAGUCUGAUGCACCAGCCUAUACUGUGUCUUCGUCUGUUUCCUCUCAGGGUUGCGAUUCUGGGCUCCAGCAUGGGGGUACGUGGCGAAAUAGCAGCAGGGACCCCAGAAGCCAGAUGCACUGGAAAGCCCCGCCCCCAUCCUGCCCGCGCAUGGAUGCUUUUGAAGCUGCUACUGAGGCCGGGAGCCAUCACGGCUCCCACAGCCAUAGAGAACGCUCAGCGGGCCACAGGGGCCGCACUUCCCACAUCCCUCAGCCCAACCACCACCCCCCACCACUCAACCCCAAUCCCACCCCAUUUUGCCAACCCAUCACCACAGUAACAGCAUCCGCCUCAGUCACCGUUGCUGUUCACCCGGGCCCCCUCUCCAGCCAGGACCCGGCUUCCUCUCACCUGGGGCACACUGCGACAGACAGUUACAGCUCGGAGCAACCAGAGCCUGCAUUCCAGGACCCGCAUGUGCCGCUGUACACCUACACAGGAGCCAGAGGAGUCCAGGAGGAGGCUGUGGAGCUUCAAGAUUUGGAGUUUGAGGCAGCUGAGAGCAACAAUGGCAGGCAGCCUAGCUGAGUUCUGGACAACAGAAGCACUAUGGCCAAAGACGGACUACUCUGUAUUAAUAAGCAGCUGACCCAGCUUGGCAGCCGGUCUUCGCUUCACCUCACACGCUCCAGCCCAACGCAGCGAGAAGCUUGCCAGUGUUGCCAUAAUGGUGCUCAUUGUUACUGUAUCCCAUCAAACCUUUUUUCUUAGAUAUUUCUAUCUAUAUUUAAAAGCUGUAUACAUAUGUAAAUAUGAACAAAAAGUAGAUAUAAUUUUAGGAGCUGUACAAUUCCUCAUGUUAGCUGGUGUGUCUGGUUGUGUGUGCGUUUGUAUGAGGGAGAUCUCUGAUUACCUUUCAUCUGUCUGUGGAUCUGUGCCAUUUGAAAGCUUCAUCACACAAAAACAACAUUUUCAACAUUUAUUACUCUAUGCAAAUGUCUCUCAAAGCAAGUGUCUAAAUAUGUUUGUGUGUGAGCAGCGCUGGGCUGUAUGAUGUGAAACCAACCUCUUCAUUCUCUGCCUUAUCCGUUGGAUAAAUCCUCAGAUCAAACUACCAUUAAUACUCCUUGAAAACAUGAGGGAAUUCUUUUUUUCAAAGUUAUUGGAUGAGAGUGUGUGUGUUUAUUGUAAAAAGGUACGCGUGUAAAACUAUUAAUUUGUUUUAUCACAAACCUGUGGUAGAUAUGAAACAGUUUUAACUUGACACGCCAUGCGUGCUAUUUAAAGAUGAGCUGAUAUGAAGAAAUUUAAAAAGCUGUUUUGUUUCCUUUUUUUUGUUUGUUUGUUUUUAACGCCUUGGAACCUGUUUCUGCACUCAGCUUUGUAUCACUGUCUGGUUGUACUUUACUGUAAAAGGUUAUGAGUUGUUUUGACCCUGUCAGACUCCACGCAGGUUCUGCUCAGUUUACUGACCCUACGAGCGGUAAACGCACCUCAGAAAUCCACGCCACCUUUUACAGGAACCGACCACCGGUUCUGGAAGAGGCUGUGUCUUGUUGGAUAAGCUAAAGCUCAGACCGCAUACUGUACGACCCGGUUCAAAGCGGCACUUGACUGCAUCUCAUUUACAGGAAAAAAAAUAUUUGCUUGAAGUAGCUGUCCAUCCGAUAAGCUAGCCCGCCGAGGGCUAAAAAAGUGUAUGUCCUAGCGACGUGUUUUUUACGUGCGAGGUUAAUCAUUUGUGUAUGUAUCUCCUCACUCUGUAGCAAAAAAAAAAAACCCAACUGGUCCUAGUUUGACCACAGCUGUCCCCACUGACCUCAGCUCACAGAAAUCCACAAUUGAAUGCCAUGAAACUGAUUGGACGUCUCCCUUCAGCUGCUAAAUUGCACAGCGCUGAGCCCUGGGAGGUCAGUGUUUACUCCGCUUUAGUUCCUUCACUAGCUCCAUAUGUCAGUGCCGGCAGGCAUACCUAUAACUCCCUUUGGCCUGCCAACACACACCUCCCCUCUGAACUUCCUAGACGCAGUUCUCUUCCACUCAUUUACAUCAGCUGCUUGCAUGAAAUAGGUCGUUCUUAUUUUUGUACGUUUUCUCCAGUUGUCAUAUUGGCAGUAGUGGAGAGAACUAUAGCUGGCAACUAUUUUAUUCACUUUUUUAUUUUGUUUGAUUGCGAUAUUUAUAUUUUUGUAAUAUAUAUUUUUUCGAUUAUUGUGAUGCCAGUGGAUAACAAAUGCAGGGAUUUUUAUGUUUAUUGGAAAAAAAACACUAUUACAUUUUAAUGUUUUUUUUUUUACAUUAAUGGAGUUUGAUCUGUAUAAAGUGCUUACUAAUGUUAAAUAGGAAAAAACAGAGUAUAUAACUUGUUACAUUACAGGUCUCAUCAUAGCUCUUAGAGGAUUUUAAAAGGAAAAAAAAACUUUUUUUUUUGCCAGGUUUUCACUCUGGUCUUGGUUGGUGUGGAUUUAUGUUUUCAGUUACAAAGAUAAAUGUAUGCCAUAUAAUUUAUUUAUAUUAAAUUUUAUUUUUGUAGUGUACAUAGUAGUUGUCAAGGUAUUUGACAGAAGUAUAUUUCUAAAGAGUUUAUAUGUAAUGAUAUACCAUAACAGAAAAAAGCCUUAAGGUGCACACUUUCAUUGCUGACUGUUGUGAAAGACAACAUUGACACCUCCCCUUCAGUAUUAUGUUCCGAUCCGAGGAGAGACACAGCUGUUUCUAUGGGUUUGUCAGAAGCUAUCCAUGAAAGUAGAAAGUUGUACUAGCUCUCUAAUUAUUAAUGUUCAAACACUGAUAGAAUUCUAACAAAUAAAAAUAUAACUUAUUUGUCUCUUUGUUGAUAACUUUUAAUAAAUGGAAACUCCAAAAGAUUGCAUUUUUUCUGCCUCUUUGUUCGUAGCAGGUAAACCUCCCCUCCCUCCUUCCAGCACCUCCCUCUGUGUAAAACAUCUGGUCCAGAGGCCUGCAGCCCUCCCCUAAAGCCCACCCAGCUCCGCCCCUGCAGCCCAUACCACCACUCUGUAUUCUGUAUGAUUUUGAUUGACAGCUUUAUAGACUGCAAGGAAAUUGGUUGUAGUUACAAUACAGCUGGCCUGUUCAAAGUAAUGAAAGAGGGCAUGUGGCCUUGAGCUUUGCUAUACCGAUGGUGAAAGGGAGCGCACCUUGUCAGCUGCAUGGGUGGCAGCAAUUUACUCUCAUACUAAAGGCUGGCAGGGAAAAAAAAAAAAAAAAAAAAAA
Molecule: messenger RNA, 7935 nt
Organism: Oryzias melastigma (Indian medaka)
Lineage: Eukaryota; Metazoa; Chordata; Actinopteri; Beloniformes; Adrianichthyidae
Gene: ptch1
Product: patched 1
Exons: 24
Coding region: 634-5289 (1551 amino acids)
Biological process (GO): smoothened signaling pathway
Cellular component (GO): plasma membrane
Molecular function (GO): hedgehog receptor activity; smoothened binding; hedgehog family protein binding
Source: RefSeq, a predicted model, not a curated record